Messenger RNA from Camellia sinensis, 2107 nucleotides. NCBI's taxonomy places the organism in Eukaryota, Viridiplantae, Streptophyta, Magnoliopsida, Ericales, Theaceae. The record is from RefSeq and is a predicted model, not a curated record.
GGGCUUACUGAUCUCCUCUCUCUCUCUCUCUCUUAAGCUUUGUUCUGUGAGUAAACUGAGCUGUGCUUGAAGUUCUUUUCUCACAGCAUAACCAGUAAGAUGAGCAAUCAAAGCCAAGGUGAAGACUCAGCAGAUACAAUGGCAAAGGCCAUGAAAGCCUCUGAUGAUCUUUACAACAUUCGGGACUCUUAUUUUCCAUCAAACCCAGAUGAUAAAAUCUCCAGAUUGCAAUCCGAUUCGGAUCUCGCUCUCAAGCUCCUCGAUUCCAUUCCUUCUGAGCAAAGGAAAUUACCUAUGCAACGUGCAACAUAUGAAUAUUUGAGGGGAAAGAUAUUAGAUGUAUUUCCUGAUUACAGAAAAGAAGCAGAAGACCAUCUCUCGAAAGCUGUGAAGUUGAAUCCAUCUCUGGCAGAUGCUUGGCUAUGCUUAGGUAACUGCAUUUGGAAAAAGGGAGAUCUACCUUCAGCAAAAAACUGCUUUACACUUGCACUAAGCAAGGGUCCAAACAAAAAGAUACUUUGUCAAUUAUCUAUGCUAGAAAGAAGAAUGGCUCAAGGCAAGGAUCUCAGUGCUGAUAAUCAGGCAGAGAUAGUCGAGGAAAGCAUCAAACAUGCAAAGGAAGCUAUAAUGCUGGAUGUGAAAGAUGGGAAUUCUUGGUACAACCUAGGAAAUGCAUGGCUCACAUUUUUCUUUGUGACUGGAGCAUGGGAUCACAGCAAACUUCUGCAAUCUUUAAAAGCAUAUCAAAAUGCUGAAAAAGAUGAGAGUAUGAAUUCCAACCCUGAUCUCUCUUUCAACUGUGCAACAGUAAACAAAUAUCUAGAGAACUAUGAGAGGGCUCUUACUAAUUUUGAAAGUGCUGCCUCAAGGGAUCCUGGUCUGAAUGCUGCUGAGGAGGCUCACAAGAUAGUCAACCUUCUUGACAAGUUGGAGAGUUUGUUGAGGGGACAAACUAAGACGAAACGACUUGUUUCUUUGGCGUCAUCUCUAGCUGCAGUUAAUUUGAAUCCUUCAUACAGAAGAGCCACUAUAGAUAGUCUGUCAGAGGGUCUGAACAAACAAGUUGCAAUUAUUGGAAAAGUGCUAUUCUUUGUGAAGCAUGAGAAUGUGGCUCCCUUAUACUAUUUGGUGUGUGAUUCAAAUCACUUUUGCUAUGUCCUCUCGGUGUAUGGAAUACGUGAUGAUGCAAUUAAAGAAGGAGAUCAGCUCACACUGGUGGAGCCUAAUUACCGUAAUGUUGAUUUUUCUUGGAAAGGAAAGUUUUACCAGUUCAGAUCAGUCCGUGUGGAUUUCUUGGAACAAGUGCUUGUGAAUGGGAAAGCUCUAUCUUUUCAGCAAGCAGUUCGGUCAUCGAUCCAUGCUCAACAUAAACCUUGAAAAAGUAGUCAUUGUUUCAGUGUAGUUGUUUGAUUUGUGUGAAUGAGAUAAUGUAAAUGGAAUAGGGAUAGGAAGAGAAAAAAAAACCCGUCAACUGCAAAUCCUUGCCUCCAAGUCCAAUUACCAGGGGAGAGGGGAAACACAAUAGGGGCACAUGUUUUUUUUUAUCUGGAAUGCUUAAAUCUGGGGAGGGAAAAUCUAUUUUUGGUUAUAGUUCUAGAAACACAGAAACCGAUCACAGAAUUGAAUACAACCCUUUCACAUGGGUGUGAUGUGUUCUCAGACGUUUCCUUUUGAUUAAUAGCAUGAUUAAUAGCAGAAGAUAGAGGGGAGUUGUAAUGUAAGAACAGAUUUGCUAUGAGUGCACUGAAUAAUAUUUUAGACUGGGACAUGAAAAUGAGGAGAACCUAGACGAACAGGUCUGCUACCUACUGUAUUGGACCUUCGACCAAGCAAUUUUACCUUUGUCGAAUUGGAACCCACCACCACUGCAUUGCUCUCAAUCCUCCAUGCACAAAUAUAGAUUCAUUCUUCGUAUUUGGUUCAGCCUCACAACCCUUUGCGGGUUGGUAAGUUAGAGUUGGUAUGUUUGGAUUGUAAAUUUACAAAACAAAAUGGUAUUUUUAGUGUGUUAAUGCUUGUACAUUGAGAUGGACUUGUUAUGUUUGGAGUGUAAUCUCAUACACAUUUCAUUGCUACCUCAAAUUGAUUGGAGUCAUUAUUCAAUCAA